AUGGGUGAUUCUAGUGUUGAACUGCAAAUUGAUGGAAAAGUAAUUAAAGUUCAAAUAUGGGAUACAGCUGGUCAAGAACGAUUCAAAGGAAUUACAAAGGCUUAUUAUCGUUAUGCAUUAGGUGCUCUACUCGUAUAUGACAUAAUGAAAGCAUCAACAUUUCAAAAUGUUGACCAAUGGUACAAUGAGAUAAGAUCCAAUGUGGAUAUGGACUGUCGUAUUACAUUGGUGGGAAAUAAAUUCGAUCAACAACAUAUUCGAGCUGUUUCAUCAAACGAUGCUAAACAAUUUGCUGAUGAAAGAAAUAUGCAGUAUAUUGAAACAUCAGCUUUGGAUUCUACGAAUGUUGAACAGGCUUUUCAAAAUCUUAUUGUUGAUAUUUGUCAACACUGGAUACCUCCAUCCUACUCAUUACCAAAACUCGAUUCACCACCUAAGCGUCGAUGUUGUUUCUCAUGA
Rotaria sp. Silwood2 is the source of this 459-nucleotide messenger RNA. The record is from the annotation of a GenBank genome assembly. NCBI's taxonomy places the organism in Eukaryota, Metazoa, Rotifera, Eurotatoria, Philodinida, Philodinidae.